Molecule: messenger RNA, 3750 nt
Organism: Nycticebus coucang (slow loris)
Lineage: Eukaryota; Metazoa; Chordata; Mammalia; Primates; Lorisidae
Gene: IRF8
Product: interferon regulatory factor 8
Exons: 9
Coding region: 108-1391 (427 amino acids)
Biological process (GO): regulation of transcription by RNA polymerase II; immune system process
Cellular component (GO): nucleus
Molecular function (GO): DNA-binding transcription factor activity, RNA polymerase II-specific; protein binding; RNA polymerase II cis-regulatory region sequence-specific DNA binding
Source: RefSeq, a predicted model, not a curated record
CCCCGUAAAGGCGCGCGCCGGCGCUGGCGGCGAGCGUGGGAACGCGGACGGCGAGCGCAGACCCGCGGCGACGAGGCCGGGCGAGUCCGGGGAGCGGCGGCGGCAGGAUGUGUGACCGAAAUGGGGGACGGCGGCUCCGGCAGUGGCUGAUCGAGCAGAUUGACAGCAACAUGUACCCGGGGCUGAUCUGGGAAAAUGACGAGAAGGGCUUGUUCCGGAUCCCAUGGAAGCACGCCGGCAAGCAGGACUAUAACCAGGAGGUGGACGCCUCCAUUUUCAAGGCCUGGGCAGUUUUUAAAGGGAAGUUUAAAGAAGGGGAUAAAGCUGAACCAGCCACUUGGAAGACGAGGUUACGCUGUGCUUUAAACAAGAGCCCAGAUUUUGAGGAAGUGACAGACCGGUCCCAGCUGGACAUUUCCGAGCCAUACAAAGUUUACCGAAUCGUCCCCGAGGAGGAGCAAAAAUGCAAACUAGGCAUGGCGACCCCCACUUGCGUGAAUGAAGUCUCGGAGAUGGAGUGUGGACGCUCUGAAAUUGAUGAGCUGAUGAUCAAGGAGCCUUCUGUGGACGAUUACGUGGGGAUGAUCAAAAGGAGCCCGUCCCCGCCAGAGGCCUGUCGGGGUCAGCUCCUUCCAGACUGGUGGGCGCAGCAGCCUGGCACAGGCUUGCCGCUGGUGCCCGGGUACACCACCUAUGAUGUGCACCAUUCAGUUUUCUCCCAGAUGGUCAUCAGCUUCUACUACGGGGGCAAGCUGAUGGGCCAGUCCACCACCACCAGCCCGGAUGGCUGCCGCCUGUCCCUGGGUCAGCCUGGGCUGCCAGUAACCAAGCUGUACGGGCCUGAGAGCCUGGAGCUGGUGCGCUUCCCAUCCGCUGACAACAUCCCCAGCGAGCGGCAGAGGCAGGUGACACGGAAGCUGUUUGGGCACCUGGAGCGUGGGGUGCUGCUGUACAGCAGCCGGCAGGGCGUGUUCGUCAAGCGGCUGUGCCAGGGCCGUGUGUUCUGCAGCGGCAACGCCGUGGUGUGCAAGGGCAGGCCCAACAAGCUGGAGCGCGAUGAGGUGGUCCAGGUCUUUGACACCAGCCAGUUCUUCCGAGAGCUGCAGCAGUUCUACGGCAGCCAGGGCCGGCUCCCCGACAGCGGGGUGGUGCUGUGCUUCGGGGAGGAGUUUCCAGACAUGGCCCCCUUGCGCUCCAAACUCAUUCUUGUGCAGAUUGAGCAGCUCUACGUCCGGCAGCUGGUGGAAGAAGCCGGGAAGAGCUGUGGGGCCAGCUCCAUGAUGCAGGUUUCUGAGGAGUCCCAGCCGGACCAGGUCUUCCGGAUGUUCCCGGAUAUCUGUGCCUCACACCAGAGACCCUUUUUCAGGGAAAACCAACAAAUCACGGUCUAGGUGUCUCUCCCGGGCACCCCAUGCUGCCACCAUCUUGCAUUUCACUAUUACAAUGACUACUGUAAUUCUUGAAGGAUGUGGGUCCCGCUGACCAGGGUGGGGGACCCUUGCUUUGCUCUUGGUGUAGUAAGGACAUCCACCGAGGAGUUGACAUUUAAAACAAAGUCGCACCGCCUUUCUGCCGUCCAGAUACAAAUGUCGGAAACUUACACCAAAUGGUCAGGAUACCAUAACUAUAAUCUGUGAUUAAAAAUGUCAUUUUCUACAUUUCCCCCCUAAUUAUUAGUUGCUUUAAUUCUGUCUGCAUUUUGGGUUAAUUGACAUUUCCAAAGACUUAUCAUUCUAUAAUAUUAGCAGAUUCUGCUUCAAGUAAAGAUAUUUGAAGUUUAAAAUCAACUUAUAAAUGUAAGACUGUUUUUAUCUUUAUCUUUUGUUAGAGCUGUAGGCUUAUGAUUUCAUAUGCUUGAUUCUAUGUGAAAUAUCUUUUUACUUUUAAAUGUUUUAGUAAGAUUUAAAAAUAUUUGGAUACACGCCUCCCUUUAAAUUGCAAACCAAUAGGGGGUUGUUUGUCUGUCUUUAAUCCACCCCCACCCAUAUGAUAGGCAAUUUGAAUAAAAGCAAAACUCUUGACUUGUUAGAAGAAAGUCUGUAUUACCCACGGUGGGUGCAGGAAAGCGUGUUCAUGUCCAGAGGACUGGCGUGCCUGUGUCUUCACACAAUGAAAACUUUUCCUCGAGGGCUUUGUUGCCAGGAAGCUUAGAGAUAAAUUUAUUUUUUCAUUACUGUAAUUAAAUCAUUCCAGAUACCUCUUCCUUUUCUUCUUUCUAAAUGGUAUUGGCCUUUUAAAAAAUAUUUGUACUUAGGGGCGGCACCUGUGGCUCAGUUUGUAUGGUGGCACCAGCCCCAUACACUGAGGGUAGUAGGAUCGAACCUGGCCCCAGCCAAGCUGCAACAAAAAGAUAUCUAGGUGUUGUGGCAGACGCCUGUAGUCCCAGCUACUUGGGAGGCUGAGGCAAGAGAAUCGCCUAAGCCCAGGAGUUGGAGGUUGCUGUGAGCUGUGAUGCCACAGGUCUCUACUGAGGGUGAUAAAGUGAGACACUGUCUCUAAAAAAAAAAGCAAAAAUUAGUACUUUGAAUUACCGUAUUUUAUAUGUCCUAUUAUAAACUGCUUUGAAUAUAUAGAUAUAUUUUUAUGAGCAGGGUAUAUACCAUAAGUUUACAAAAUAACUGUGGGUCACACGAGCCUGUCACUUGUGCCUGUAGUUUAGUGGUGGUGACUGGUGUGGGCACAGUGAGGGCUGCAGAGCUAUGGAAGGGAUGCAUUAGCUUCUCACCACCGCUGCUGUCCCAAGAGGUCCUGGGGAGGGGAGGACACUGUCCCCUCCCCUAGUGCUCCCUGAGGUUUGGGAUGGCCUCACAUCACCCCCAGAUUCUACCCCUUAACAAGAGUAGUAUGGUGGAAUUGCAAUGGAGGAGUCCCAGUUUCAACCCUGGAAGAACUUACCCAAUUUACUAGCAAAUAAGAUACAUUUCCUACCCAAAAUGUGUUAAAACUGUUUACAUCAUGGUACUUAUCAAAAGCAGGUGCAGAAGAUUUGCAAUGCGGCUUGACCUAAUGGCAGAGGCCCUGGGACCUUCUGAUAUGUUAUUUCAUGUGUCUCUGAAGACACUUUAGAAUUGUUUUCUAUAUAUGCAUGAUUAGAAGAUAUUUGAACAUUUUUUCUAAAAACAAAUGCUGUAUUUUGUUAGGCUGGGGCACCCCUUACACAUCCACGUGUCCUGUGUAAGACAUCUGGAUUGGCAAAGGUCGGCCCCUCACCCCUGGUGUGCUGGGUACCGCCAGCUGCCCUGCCCAAGUUGCCACCAUCUCUUACCCAGAAUCUGCCAUGAAAGGGCAGGAGAGGCCUUAUGUGUCCACCCUUAUUGUGAAAAGGGAGGAAGGUGCUGGGAGACCCAUGUUCAGCCAGCCUAGUGGCCUCGUCCUCAUGAGUGUCUCUGAUUUAAUAUCUGAAAAGUUAAAGAAUGCCCAGUUCCGUUUCCCAUAGCCACAUCCGUGAGGGCAGUGGAGGUGUGAUGUGUAGUCAGACAUGGUAACAAGAGGUCCUUUAGACCUGGAUGACGUCACAUGUGACUACGGGAAGGUGCCAGGGAAGUGACUCUUCCCUCUUGGCCAAGAAGUGAGCAUUAUGUAUUUGCAAGGUACCAGACAUGUUUGCUGAAGAGUCUGUGAGCUAAUAGGCUUGAAUCUCCAGCUCACAUGAGUGUUAAAGCAUGUGUCUUUAAUAUGCUGAAUAUUUAUUUUUGUAUCCAUUUAAAAAGUAUAUUGAUCUCUUUUACUCUUUAAUAAAAUGCUCUUUUU